Prosopis cineraria is the source of this 1005-nucleotide messenger RNA. Its product is annotated as aquaporin TIP4-1-like. Gene Ontology annotation, cellular component: membrane. Lineage: Eukaryota; Viridiplantae; Streptophyta; Magnoliopsida; Fabales; Fabaceae. The record is from RefSeq and is a predicted model, not a curated record. Gene Ontology annotation, molecular function: water channel activity. Bases 72 to 815 code for a protein of 247 amino acids. Gene Ontology annotation, biological process: water transport; transmembrane transport. The transcript is spliced from 3 exons.
CCUCGCAUGUAAUAUGCCAAACCCACCAUAACCUAUCUAUCUAUUGCUCCCUGAUCGCUAUCCAUCCAGUCAUGCCCAAGAUCGCUCUCGGAACCUCUCGGGAGGCUACCCAGCCCGACUGCCUUCAGGCCCUCGUCAUCGAGUUCAUUACCACCUUCCUCUUUGUCUUCGCCGGUGUCGGUUCUGCCAUGGCUGCCGAAAAGCUAGGAGCAGACGCUUUGGUAGGGCUGUUUGCCGUGGCCAUGGCACAUGCACUUGUGGUCGCCACCAUGAUAUCGGCUGGCCACAUUUCCGGCGGCCACCUCAAUCCAGCCGUGACGAUCGGCCUCCUCGUGGGCGGCCACAUCACCCUCUUCCGUUCCAUCCUUUAUUGGAUCGAUCAAUUACUCGCAUCGGCCCUUGCCUGUUAUCUUCUUCACUACCUCUCCGGCGGACUGCCAACCCCGGUGCACACGCUGGCGAGUGGAGUGGGGUACGCUCAGGGAGUGCUAUGGGAGGUCAUCCUAACAUUUUCAUUGCUGUUCUCCGUGUAUGCAACGAUGGUGGAUCCGAAAAAGGGAGCCAUUGAUGGGCAUGGGCCCACCCUGGUUGGGUUUGUUGUGGGCGCUAAUAUCCUGGCCGGAGGGGCCUUCUCCGCCGCUUCUAUGAACCCAGCAAGGUCCUUUGGGCCUGCUCUGGUCAGCGGCAAUUGGGCCGAUCAUUGGGUUUACUGGGUCGGCCCACUCAUUGGGGGUGCCUUUGCUGGCUUCAUCUACGAGACCUUUUUCAUCAACAGAUCCCAUGCCCUUCUUCCUCGAGAUGAAGAAAACCGCUAGCAAGCUAGCUGUAUUUAUUUCCUAGCUUGUCUAGCUCUCCAUCUCUCAUAGUGCAUUAUUAAUUAGACCAUGAGCUUGUCUUAUGUAUUCAUGUAAUUUUGUGUGUGUAUGUGUGUGUGCCUGUGUGGUGUUGUUGGUGGUGAACACCAAUGUAAUGUAGUCCUCAAAUUAAAUGCAUGUGUUAAGUUGA